AUGAAGCAACCGCACUGGUCAACAUGGCGGGUGUAUCUUCCAGGUCUGUUCGUGAUGUCGAUGUUUAGCGUUGUGGUUUACUUCAGUCGCACACGCUCCGAUGUUGUCAAAUACGGUUACGAUUUUGUGCCCAUUUACUCUGAGGACGGCAAGCUCGAGGGCUUCACACAUCCUGUGCUUGUGAAAGCGGGCAACCAGUACCGUGAGAUGGAAGAGCAGCAGAGUGUGCGAUGA
Messenger RNA from Leishmania braziliensis MHOM/BR/75/M2904, 234 nucleotides. RefSeq lists its product as hypothetical. The record is from RefSeq and is a predicted model, not a curated record. The coding region runs from base 1 to 234 and encodes 77 amino acids. NCBI's taxonomy places the organism in Eukaryota, Euglenozoa, Kinetoplastea, Trypanosomatida, Trypanosomatidae. The transcript has a single exon.